Molecule: messenger RNA, 2345 nt
Organism: Monosiga brevicollis MX1
Lineage: Eukaryota; Choanoflagellata; Craspedida; Salpingoecidae
Exons: 3
Coding region: 1-2181 (726 amino acids)
Cellular component (GO): membrane-bounded organelle
Molecular function (GO): disulfide oxidoreductase activity
Source: RefSeq, a predicted model, not a curated record
AUGGCUGAAUUUUCAGCAUUGAUGGAGCAAAUGAAGCAAAUGCAGCUCCAAAGCACAAGCGAGGAAGAACAUCGCCACAUCCAAGCUCAGAUCCAAGCUCUCAUUGAGCUUGAGCAGCAGAGGCUGGCUGCGGAAGCCGAGGAGCGCAAGCUUGAGCAGCAGAGGCUGGACGCUGAAGCCGAGGAGCGCAAGCUUGAGCAGCAGAGGCUGGCCGAGGAGCGCAAGCUUGAGCAGCAGAGGCUGGACGCUGAAGCCGAGGAGCGCAAGCUCGAGGAGCGCAAGCUAGCAGCCGCAGCCGAGGAAAAAGCAGCAGCACAGCUCAAGCUCAAACGGAAAACAAGUCGCGACAAGAUUAGAGUCUUGAAGGGCAUGUUCACCCUUGCGCUGCAAUACGAAAAGGCUUUAUGGAACAAGUUGGUGGCAAUGCCUGAUGAUGAUUUUGAAACAUUUGUCGACGAAGUCAACAACAUGCCCUCUGCCGAGAGGAUGAACGAAUUGUACCCCCUGGAAGGCUUCACAUGGACACUGCUACCACCGUCCGAGUCACGUGGCCAGAUGCCUUCAAAGGCGCCCUCACAAACCUUGUCUCUGACCGCUGCAAACGAACUCCUUGGCACCGUGGUCGCAGAGCUUCCCUGCAGCCACCACUACCUUGCAGCGAAAAUUGCCAAGCGCAUUGAUGAGCUUUGCGCGGAUGGCCAGUGGAAGAGCAGCGAGGCGCUAAUGGAAGGUCUUCGGUGGGCGGUCAAAGCUCAACGCGACUCCCAGAUGACUGAACUCCAGCAGGAGCCCAGCAUUUCUUCGCGAGUUUCCAUUGUGUUGCAGCGCUACUUUGGCCUGAAUGUUGUCCAUCAGUACGCCAUCGGUUCCUACGGCACCCACGUUGAUUGGGCGGGCUUUGACGACAACCAUCACGUUGUCGUCAUGGGCGAGUGCAAAAAGCAGGAGCAGCCGUUCCAAGAAUAUGGGGGCCAGGUUGCCAACGAGCUCUUGCGACUGGGGGCCAUUCCAACGUUGUAUGAGAGCAACAGCGACAUAUCGCUGACUCGGCGGAAGGACAUUUUGUGGCCCAUCAUCAACAUCAACGUGGUGGGAGACAAUGUCAGCGCCUACCUGGCUUUGCAAGUGAUUGAUGUUCGAUGGGAGCAGUUUGAGGGUUGCCUGGCAGAGAUUCUGCCAUUGCUCGAGAUUGACAGUUCGAACGCGAAGCCGAGGACAUCGGGGCUGUUCUUUUUGCGCCUCGGUGCCGCAAAUUUUAAAGAAGAUUCGCGGCAGGUAGAAAGCAUCUUGCGAGCUUGCAAGGAAUUUGUGCAAGGGGAUUUGGCGCGCUUGCUGGAUAGGGCAGGUGCUCAGACUCUAUCGCGGCCACGGCUGCCUCCACAACCAUUUCCUUGCCCUUUUGACCACCUCUGCAAGUGGAAUCUGAAGGAUUCGUAUGGUCCCAACGUGCAGGUCUACAGCAUCGGGAAGCAAAACAAGGAGCAAGGCAAGGUGUUCAAGCACUUUGACUACUGGGGACGCACGGCAAAUCUCUGCAGCAGCCUCUCGGCACAGUGUGUGUCUUACCAAGAUCGCCGCUACCCGCCUGACGACCGAAUCUUGACAAUACUCAGUCAACUGGAUGUGGCAGGCUCAUUCUAUCAGAAGUGGGAGGUGGCGAGGCUUGCAACUGCCGUGGAUGUGCUCAGCUACCCUUACGUGAAGCCGGCAGACACCGUCGAGAUUGAGCAACUGGUCCAGGUCAUCUACCAACUGAAGGCCAUCCAUAGCGUUGACUUUGUGCACGGCGACAUUCUUCCUCGCAACAUUCUUUUUUGCAGCGACUGGGAAGGGCAUCCUGCGGCCUUUCUCAUCGACUUUGAUCUCGGCAGGUUUCUUGCUGCUAAUCCUGCCCACAACCCCGUCUAUGCCUCCAAUUUUGCCAGGGAAGGAGAGCCGCUGGAGCCUUUUCGUCAUCCAUUAGCCCGGCGGAAUUUGCCAAUGCAGAAGGAGCACGAUGGCUUUGCCUUGGCACGUGUCAUGGAGAAGUUUUUGCAGGACGACGAGGCUCGUCAGCAGCUGGUGGCUGCGUUGGAAGAGCUGCAGCUGGAUGACGCUGCCACGCUGUGUCAGAGGUGCUCGCUUUUGCCGCCAGACAAUGUUGCUGGGCUUGGCAAGGCCACGGGCAGUCCUCGACGUUAAUGUGCCAACCUGGCCCUCCCCUUCUCCAAGUAUUCCUGACCCUUGUGCUUAUUUUUCCGGCCCAUUUUGCGCCAAAGCGACGGCUGUCAUCAGUUCAUUGUAGUGUCAUGCUUAAAACCCCGUUGUCUUGGGAGGAGAAACACGACAUUGAUUUUCUUCUGUUC